CUCGCGUACACACACGUGUUUGUCCCUUCAAUAUCAAAUCUGGCAUCUGGCUCUUAAUUCACACGGCGUUCAGCCUCCACUGUGCCACUUUUGCCAGUCCUGUGGAAGCUCAGGGUGAUGAGCGGAAGCUGAGCGUCUGUCUGACAAUGUGUCGGAAUGUAGUGAGGCUGGAGGCAACGCGUUUUCUCUCCCUUUCGUUUUCCACCGCACAGGCUGCCUUUUACGGCGCACUUGCGCAAUAGCAGAGAGAGCUGCGGAAAGUCUGUGCGUCUCGUUUUCUCACCUCGCGUACAUACAGCGAAGGAGGGGGGUGAGUUUGAGGAGGCGAGAGGGAAAUCCAUGACUUCCGCGUUUUUCCUCCUUGACUGAAACUGAGUACAUAGUACAGCAGGGUAUAAAAAGCCAUCAUGGCACUCAAAGCCGCGACAUUCAGCGAGCGACGCGGACUGGGCUGUGGGUAAACAAGAGGAGUAUUCUGUGUGGAGGUAAAACACCUGGAGCUGUACAACUUUCAAAGCUUGCAUCUGCACCUCAAGCCUUUAUAUCCUCCGAACCCAAAAACCGAACGCUCUCCUCGAAGCUCAGGGACCUUACUGCCUAACGAUGGGACAGCAAAACAAUGAGAUGGACGUCGAGUCUCUCAAGAGGAGCGUGCGCCAGCGUGGAAGCUGCCUGGACUUUUUUCUCGUCAUCUCCAUCGUUUUUCUCUUUGUAGCGAUGGCAGGGAUGGCUGUCGGCGGAGUGCUGUUUGUGAACGAUCUGCGGACCAAACUGGACUCCUCGCCUAAGACCAUGAAGUUUGAGACAGAGAAGCUGACAGGAGACGAACCAACAUACAAGAUGCAGAACUUUGUCUAUCUGGAAGUCGGCUCAAGCGUGUUGCAAAACUACACCAUGUCCUGGCACCCAGUCAUGUAUCUUAGUGGCUCAUCUAUUGGAAGCAACUUCGUGUAUGAUGAACAUCAGAAAUCUCUGAUGCCCAAACAGGAGGGGACCUACUUCAUAUACAUUGAGCUCAACCUCACCUGCAUCUAUGACUGCAAAGAAGGCCUGCUCAGCAUGCACGUGGACGAUAAGCUCACCUGCGAGGUACAGCUUCCGGCUGUGGCAGAUUCAAAGCCUGUGAGCACAAAGUGCUGGACAGUGAGCCACAUUAAGGGGCAGAGACUACUCACUCAGAUGACUGUCCCUGAGGGGGGGCUGAAGAACUGGAAACUGGAGUUGAACGGCUCAGGCCUGGGGAUGUUCCUUGUGAACUAGUGUGGGCACUGUAGUGUUACCCGUCAUCAAGACGACUUUGAUUGUCACAAAAGAACACCAGCAGUUUUUGUUUCCUUUAAGUCAGAUGAGGAGAACAUGGGCGGGCACAGGUGCCAAAACUACGACCAAGCUUACUGCAAACUGAAGGUGUGAGAUGAUGAAGCACAGCACGAUUUUAAGGUGGAAUACGAAGACACGUUGCAUUCAGUGCAAACAACACAAAAUACUUGACACUCACUUCAUUUUCAUUUUCUAUAAAUAUGUAUAUAUGUUACUCUGUAUAAGACAUAUUUAUUUGGUGAUAUGGAACUAUUUAUAUACCCAUAUUUAUAUUUGUGUUGCUAAUAUUUUCUGGAUGUUUAUUUUGAUGUAGAUAUCACUACGUUAGUGUUGAUGUGCAAUACACUGCAAGUUUAAUCAGCCUGCAAUGGUUGAAAUGUGACUCUUCUAUAUACCACUGUUUUCAUUUUAUGAAUGGCUGAGGGCAUAAAGUUGAGCCUUAAAAACAAUGUGUAUAAUGUGUAUGAUUCUGCUCCAAAACCCCAACAAGCUCUGCAGGGACCUCAUUCAGUUAACUUCACUGUCCACACUUGUAGUCAUUUUAUCUCUGGUGAACAUAGUGGAGUAAUAGUGAUGAAUAACUGUGAAUGCAGAAUAAUUUUUACAGAACCAAGGCCCCAUGGAAAUGAUCCUUCUGUAAUCAAAACUUAACAAAAAGUACAAAAGUAGUUUUAACAUGUGGACUCACACAUUGAAACAAUGUUUUGCUUUUGAAAAAUAUGUAAGUCCUACGGACAAACUGCAACAUGGAUUCAGUGAACACUGAGAUGGUUUUGGUGUGAAACGUCAAAAAUGACGAGAGUGAGAUUGCAACAAAACCUUAAAGCGGAAUGUAUGAAAAAAUUAUAGAUAAAGGAAAGUUCCCUGAUGUUACGCAGCCAUUACCGAGAACUGCAUGUACAUCACUUCCCGUUUAUUUACCAUACAGUGUGGUUAGUUACCCUAACCAAAAAAAAAGAAAAAAAAGUCAUAGGCCAGCCAAACACACAAUUACCUCAUGUGCUGUACAAAACCAAGGUGCAGAUGUCAGGCUAUGGUUUUCAUUUUUUCAAUGCACACACGACAAAGCACAGGGCAUAUUUUCUUCAUGGUGGCCACUUUGUCUUACACUAUUUAUUCCACAUGCAAGAAGCACAUAAACAAUUCAUUGUUUAGGUUCGCAAUAACAUAUAAGUGGUGGGGGAUGUAUUUAGAUCUGUUACUUAUAGGUGAAUAAUCAAAAUAAAGCUCUAAAAACCCA
Molecule: messenger RNA, 2560 nt
Organism: Scatophagus argus
Lineage: Eukaryota; Metazoa; Chordata; Actinopteri; Scatophagidae
Exons: 3
Coding region: 604-1260 (218 amino acids)
Biological process (GO): positive regulation of cytotoxic T cell differentiation; positive regulation of activated T cell proliferation
Cellular component (GO): plasma membrane
Molecular function (GO): tumor necrosis factor receptor superfamily binding
Source: RefSeq, a predicted model, not a curated record